Tripterygium wilfordii is the source of this 1338-nucleotide messenger RNA. RefSeq names its product ER membrane protein complex subunit 10. Lineage: Eukaryota; Viridiplantae; Streptophyta; Magnoliopsida; Celastrales; Celastraceae. The coding region runs from base 107 to 997 and encodes 296 amino acids. The transcript is spliced from 8 exons. The record is from RefSeq and is a predicted model, not a curated record.
CAAUAGGCUAUCCUUCACCAGAAGGUUAGACAAUUAAAACCUCUUCUCCUCUCUAUUGUCCAGAUUCCAGAAGAAGAGUCUCAACUAGAAGGGAAAGUCUAAAGCCAUGAAAGCACUACAACUGCUCUUGAGCUUCCCCUUACUUCUCUCCCUCCUCGCUACGCCGCUGAUCGCUUUCCAGUCCGAUGAGCUUCUCCUUGACGACGAGGAGUUCGGUCUCGAAGGAGCCCAGCCUCAGCCCCUUCCUCGCUCUCCUGAUCUCGCUACCGCCGCCCGAUCCACUACUCCCGCGGCCUCCCCGAGGAAGCGGUUCUCGGAAUCGGAUUCCGACUCCAAGAUCCAGUUCCUUCUCGAACAUUCCUUUGGAGACUCCGAUUUCACUCCGGCCGGCACCUUCUCCGCGCGUCUCAAGACCUGGAAUCACGGCGCUCAGACACUUACAAAGCUGCGAUUUUUGAGGAAUUCAUUUACAAAGGAGGAGACAGAGAAAUUCACGGAACUGCUACAAGAGGAUGACUUCUACAGCAUAAGGCUUCCAUCUAAUGUUUUGAGCCCUCCAGGGAGGGAGUACAUUAUUGCUUCUGUGAAAGCGAGAUGUCUUCCACGAGAAGGUAUGGACGAGCAUUUUGUUAUACACACGGAUGGUGUUAAUAUAUUGGCUGUCAAUUAUGGUUCCCCUGGGGAAUGCUCUUAUCCUCGACAAUUGAAACUUCCAGCGAAAUGGUCUUUCAACUCGUAUACAGUUCUCAAGAACAGUGAGCAGGCACCAAGAGCUCCAAUUUUUUCUGAAGAGGUACUAGGUGGAGAGAAUGGUGAGGGUGAAAUUGUAAAACCACCGGAGAGGUCCUUUUGGGCUAAAUACUGGAUGUACUUGAUACCUCUUGGACUAAUAGUCAUGAAUGCCAUAACCCAAGCGAUGAAUAUGGCAGAGCAGGAGGGUACUGGCCAGACACAGCAACCAGGGUCGGCAGUCCCACAAGUUCGGAGAAGACAAUGAGUUUCUUCACCUAUCUUAUCAAAGUUCUUUUCCAACAUGACCAUAAACUAAAAUGUGGUUAAGGAUUAGUUUUCUUACAGAUUAGUUUUCCCUAGAUGUUUGCCAAUGGGAGAACCAUAGGGUAUUGUAUGAUUUUUCAGAAUCAAUUAUUGUCUCAGCAGUAUAACAUGCACGAAACUUAACUAUUUAUCGGUAAAACUUUUCUGUAGGGCAAAGUUCUGAGAAUUUACUGUUUGUAGGGCAAUUUGUAGUGCAAUUUUGGGUGACACUCCACAUUUGACCUUUAGCCUGAAUUGACAUUCUGGCCAUCAUAUAUGGAAGUGUUGAGGGUAUCUUUGAAA